CGGUUUCUUCCAAAGAUAGCGGCUGCCAACGAGCUGCUCAAAGACAUGCCGGAUUCAUGUCGAUUAGACGCGGACUUGAAAGUGGUCGGCGAUGACGACGAAAUUUCGCUCUCUCAACAGCAACCGGAAGGUCCUCUCAUUGAGAUGGCAAGAAUUUGA
Soboliphyme baturini is the source of this 159-nucleotide messenger RNA. The record is from the annotation of a GenBank genome assembly. NCBI's taxonomy places the organism in Eukaryota, Metazoa, Nematoda, Enoplea, Dioctophymatida, Soboliphymatidae.